Pelodiscus sinensis (Chinese soft-shelled turtle) is the source of this 6037-nucleotide messenger RNA. RefSeq names its product mitogen-activated protein kinase kinase kinase 11 (gene MAP3K11). Gene Ontology annotation, cellular component: centrosome. Gene Ontology annotation, molecular function: ATP binding; JUN kinase kinase kinase activity; protein binding. NCBI's taxonomy places the organism in Eukaryota, Metazoa, Chordata, Testudines, Trionychidae. Gene Ontology annotation, biological process: protein phosphorylation; microtubule-based process; positive regulation of apoptotic process. The record is from RefSeq and is a predicted model, not a curated record.
CGGGGGAGGGGGGGGGAAAGCCGUAGCUAGAUCGGAGUAGAGGAUCCCGCAGGCAGAGGGGCACUUCUCUGUCCCGGUGGGGAGCAGGCGGUAGGGGGAAAGCCUAGCCUCUGUGGGGGGAGUAAACGGUAGGGGGUGUCCCUGUCUUCUGUGGGGAGUAGGGAGCGAUCCUAACCCCGUGGGAGGAGGCGAUUCUAGCCCCUGUGGGGGAAGUAGGCGGUAGGGGGUGGCCCUGUCCUCUGUGGGGAAGUAGGGGGUAACCCUGGUCCCUGUAGGGGGAAGCAGGCUGUAGGGAACGAUCCUAGCCCCUGUGGGGGAGCAGGUGGUAGUCUGACCCUGGCCCCUGUGUGUGGGGAGGGAAAUAGGCGAGAAUAAGUCUGUGCCCUGAGUGGGGGGACUAGACUGCGGGGGAUGGUUGUGGCCCCUGGCAGUGGGAGUAGAGUGUAACUGUCCCAGCAAGGGGGGGAUUAGGCUGUAGAGGAGGAUCCUGAUUCCCAGAUGGGAGGGGACUCCUGUAGGUGGGCAGGUUUCCCUGUCCCAUAAUCAUCUUGAUCUGGGGAGACCCCUGCGAGCCAGGACCCUCAGCCUGGUCUUACAGCACCCUUCUAGGAAGAUGCCUGUGUUGUGAAGGGCCCCAGCUGGGCAGGGGCUCACUAGAAGCCUCCACCAGCCUACGACCCAGCAUGGAGCCACUGAAGAACCUGCUGCGGAAGGGUGCCUGGGGGCCCGAGCGGAGUGGCGGAGCAGCCUACGCCAACCCAGUGUGGACAGCACUCUUUGACUAUGAGGCAGCGGGCAGUGACGAGCUCAGCCUGCGCCAGGGGGACCGCGUGGAGGUGCUGUCAUGGGAUGCCACCGUGUCCGGUGAUGAAGGUUGGUGGGCAGGCCGGGUACGGAGCCAAGUGGGCAUCUUCCCCUCCAGCUACGUCUCCCUGCAGCCCGUCGGCUAUGGCGACGGUCCAGUUCACGCUGACUUCCGGGAGCUGCGGCUGGAGGAGGUGAUUGGGGUGGGGGGCUUCGGCAAGGUGUACCGUGGUACCUGGAAGGGUGAGCUGGUGGCUGUGAAGGCAGCACGCCAGGAUCCAGAUGAAGACAUCAGUGCGACAGCAGAGAGCGUACGCCAGGAGGCCCGUCUCUUUGCCAUGCUGCGCCACCCCAACAUCAUCGCCCUCAAGGCCGUCUGCCUGCAGGAGCCCAACCUGUGCCUGGUGAUGGAGUACGCAGCCGGGGGCCCACUCAGUCGUGCGCUGGCCGGGCGCAGGAUACCCCCCCAUGUGCUGGUGGAUUGGGCGGUGCAGAUCGCCAGAGGCAUGCAGUACCUGCACUGUGGGGCCAUCGUACCUGUCAUCCAUCGUGACCUCAAGUCCAACAACAUCCUGCUGUCUCAGCGCAUUGAAGAAGGGGACAUGAAUGGGAAGACGCUGAAGAUCACAGACUUCGGGCUGGCACGAGAGUGGCACCGCACCACCAAGAUGAGUGCAGCUGGCACCUAUGCGUGGAUGGCACCUGAGGUGAUCAAGGCAUCUACCUUCUCCAAGGGCAGUGAUGUCUGGAGCUACGGCGUGCUGCUGUGGGAGCUGCUGACCGGGGAGGUCCCAUACCGCGGCAUCGAUGGACUGGCCGUGGCCUACGGCGUCGCCGUCAACAAACUGACACUGCCCAUCCCCUCCACCUGCCCCCAACCCUUCGCCCAGCUCAUGGCAGAGUGCUGGGACCAGGACCCCCAUGGACGGCCCAGCUUUGACUCCAUCCUGACCCAGCUUACGGCACUGGAGGCUCAGGUGCUGGAGGAGAUGCCCCAGGACUCCUUCCACUCCAUGCAGGAUGACUGGAAGCUGGAGAUCCAGGGCAUGUUUGAUGAGCUGCGAGCCAAGGAGAAGGAGCUGCUGAGCCGGGAGGAGGAGCUGCAGCGGGCAGCGCUGGAGCAGAAGUCCCAUGAAGAGUUCCUGCGGCAGCGGGAGCACCAGCUGGCCCAGUGGGAGCUGGAGGUGUUUGAGCGGGAGCUCACCCUGCUCAUCCAGCAGAUGAACAAGGAGCCUCCCAACGUGAAGCGCAGAAAGGGCACUUUCAAGAGGAACAAGCUCAAGGGACGGGACAGCGAGAGGAUCAGCAUGCCCCUGGAUUUCAAACACCGCAUCACAGUACAGGCCUCCCCCGGGCUGGACAAGAGGAAGAAUGUCUUUGAGGUGGGGGCUGGAGGCUCCCCGACCUUCCCACGCUUCAGAGCCAUCCAGUUGGAGCCCGCAGAGAGCAGCCAGAGCUGGGGCAGACAGGCAUUGCGCCGCACAGAGGAGUCCUGGAAUGGGGAGCGCCGCCCUGGCAAGAACUGGGGUCCUGGAUCCCCGAAGCCCUGGGAGGGCAGCACCCAAAAUGGCAGAAGGAGAUCCCGGCCAGAUGAGACGACCUGGUACUUUGACCCAGAGGAACCCAAUUCUGUGGAGCUGGCCCCACCCCAGCAUGCCCUGAAUGGUGAUAUCCCAGCUCCAGGCCCCAGUGGGACACAGGAGUCUGAGGAGCAGCGGGCACCAGCUCCGGAGCGGAUCAGCACCCCUAAGCUCAUCCAGAAAGCACUGCUGAGGGGCACAGCGCUGCUGGCCUCUCUUGGACUGGGCCGAGACCUGUCCCAGGCCCGAAGAGAGGAGAAGGGUGAGCCCCCGCCUGCACCUACACCCCCACCAUCCCCUGAGCUCAUUCGCUUCUCCCCCAAGGACACACACUGCCCUGCCUUGCUGGUGGAGCUCGACCAGGGAGAGCCAGCCCAGAUGCCAGGGUCCAUGGAACAGAGCCAGGAAAGGCCAGGCCAGACACCAGGGUCCACAGAACAAUGCCAGGACCGGCGGACGCCAGGGUCCACAGAACAGAGCCAGGAGGGGCUGGCCUGGACGCCACAGUCCAUGGAUCAGGGCCAGGAGGGGCCAGCUCGGACACCAGAAUCUGUGGAGUUGCUCAUUGACCUGGUCCCAGGUGGUGACAGAAGGUCCCUGACCCCCUUGUGGAGUGAGAAGUCACCAAAGAGCCCACGACAUGAGGAGGAAUGGAGUCCUGGCAGCAGGGCAAAUAAGUGGGGUGGGGCCCUCCCAUCCCCCUCAUCCCCCUGCAGCCCCCACUCGCCUCCCCCUUCCCCACACACCAGCCUCAUCUCCCGUCCUCGCCCCUCCCCUGUGCGGAGCCGCAUUGACCCCUGGAGCUUUGUGUCGGCUGGGCCCCGUGCUUCCCCGGCCCAGUCACCCCAGCCAGAGCCACGCCGUCAUCGAGCGGCAACCCCUGACUCCAGCAACCCCUUCGUGACCUCCGACCCAUUCUUCCAUCCCUCACCGCAACCUUUUGACUUGGAGACCUUUGACCCCUUUGCCUCAGCACCCAGAUUGACCAGUCCUUCCUGCCGCCUGGACCAUGGCCAACUCAGUCCAUACCCCUCGCCCCCUCCACGCCACUCACCUGGUUUUCAUGCCCGUCAGGACCAGACCAAAGAGAAACACCCCCUGCCAUGGUGGGUGGCCAGAUCCGCACAGGAGGAGAGCAGAGUUCCAAAAUGAAACAGGCGACGCAGGAAGUCCCACCCUCUUUGGACAGUUGUACACAGGAAGUCCUACAAGGAAAGUGGGUGAUAUUGGGAAUUCCACCCUACACGGACUUUGCAUGGAGGAAGUCCAGCCCUCUUUGGACAAUUGCACACUGGAAGUCCUGCCCUCCUUGAGCUCUGGGCACAGAAAAUCCCAUCUCGCAUCAAUCGUUGUACUAGAUACAAGGCUCAGGUUGGGGGUGGGGAUCUCUGUGUUGGAUGUUUGGGGUGAGUGGGAGGAGCUUUUGCUAUACACUGGAGAGGUGGGGGGAGUUCUGGGGGCUCCUAGGGAGUAACUGGGGCACUUCCCCACACCUUAAAGAAAAGACUAAUAGUGGCUUAGGCACCCUCUGAGCCAGGUGCCAUGAUCACUGUGAUCCCCAAUCCCCAGCUACAUGUGACAUGAGGUAGUCUGGUCUCUGCCAAACUCCCACUCCUUGUUCUCAGAGACACUGCUUAGGUAAUGAUCACUGCUUGGGAGUGAGGGGCACCAGCAGAGCUGGGAGAGGCCAGGUUUGGGAUAGAAAGGGGCUGCAGGUCAAUAGUGAGGGGCACCAGCAGGGCUGGAGCGCUCAGCCCAUGUGUUUCAAGAACACUAGUAGUGAACUCCCUUGCUCCCAAUGUGGGGUCCUGGUGUCUGGUUGGGACUAAGCCACCCCUCCAAGGCAGCAGCCCCUUUGGUGGAUAGCAGGCAUUUGUCAUAGGGAUGUUCCUGUGUGGGGCUGAUAUGGGAUGAACACCGCCCCCUCCAUUGCUACAUUCCUGAGCAUUGACUGGCUGUAGGUGAGCAUGUGCCUGGGUGUGCAAGCAUCCAUGUGCAUGUAAGGCUGGGAGAUGUGUACUUGGGCAAGUGUGCAAAGCAUCAGCUGGUGCACAUGCGUGCAGCUACCCCAGUGCCUUUGUGCUUGUGUCUGUGGGUGUGUGUGAAGCCAGAAGCAUGGGAGUGUAUGUGACGACUGUUUCGGGUGGGGUCUGAGUGCAGCCUGUGAAGCUGGGCAUGUUUGCCCAUGCAUGGGCCAGAGACAAGUGUGUCUGUGAGCUGGCAUGCCAUUACCUGCUCUUCCAGUUUGCUGCUCCCCCCCUCACCCUGGAGUGCCCAUUAACUCUGUCCCUUCCUCCAGCAGUGAGUUCCUGCCCUGGGGGCAGGGAGGGGGACUGGGUCAUGUCAAUACCUCCUAUAGCUGCACCAAGACCCCAGGCUGGGGAGCAGCCAAAGCUCGGGCUGCCCAUGGAUUGAGACCAAAUAAACUCCCAGCUGCCUCCAGCCACUGCCUGCUGUUUCCGUUCUUGCCCCUGCUUUGGUUCCCCCACACCCAGCUCACUGCUCCAAGGAUCUCAGGGCACCAGUGGGAGAGAGGCUCCCCCAGGGUGCGCUGAGCCCAUGGCAGGCCCUUGAGACACACGAGUGGCUUGGCCACAUUUGCACACCCACUUGGUAUGGGCACAAACCUAGCAGAGUGUGGGGAGGUGCAUGUGGUUGUCCAAAGGCCUCUGGGUGCAGAAAAGACUCAGCUGUGUGCAUGCCCCUUGCAUGUCUACCUGCAUCAGUGCCAAUCACUGCAGCUUUGCAUCGACCACCUGGCUCACAUGGCAGCCCUGGGUGCAUGACACUAUCCGGGCAAGUGUGGCUUUGAGUAUCACUGGGGCAUGGUGCUGACCCAGAUACUGUGUGUGCUCAUGCUUCUGUGCCUACAUGCCUCACUUUGCACCAGCUGCAGGUUGCUGGCAGUGCUGCUAGUGCUGCAGGUCCCUGGCAUGGAAAGGGGGUUGGGAAGUGACUGCUGCACACAUGUGCCAGCAAGACCCUUUUACACAAUGAUCUUAUGUGGGCAAUGGGAUUCAUCCACCACCUCUAGCAUCUGUGGGGCUGUGUUGGGGUCACUGGGCAUGAUCCUAGGUAACUUGGAGAAGUGGAAGAUCAAGUGCCCGAUGGAGGCAACAGCUGCAACAUGGGAAACUCCAGUCCCAGAGCAACAACAGCUGCCAGCCAAUGCAGGAAUCUCCUAGAGCUAUUAGCCACAUGUAGGGGAGCAGCUAUGAGGGGGCUCAUUCUAUCCAGCAGGGACAGACACUCCCAGCCCCUCCAUGACACAUGCUUGCAUAGGGAUAUAUCCCCCUUCCCACGUACACAUGCUUGGGUGGAAUCAGCCUCCCCCUCACAAAUCCUUGGGAACCACUGGGACCUGUGCAGGUGCCCAGCCCCGGCCUGAAGAGUUUUUGCCUCAGGGGGCACUAGGAAGCUUGGAGCAUGGGUACACAGGGAUCCAGUUCUGAUUGCAGAAGAUUGGAUGUGCUGCUAUUAUAUGUACUACUGUAGAACAAAUACCAGGCACUGCAAGCACCCUGGCUGAGAUCAGGGCUCCAGAGAGUGAGGGGGCACAGACCCUCCUCUCCCAGCCAAGAUCAGGGCCCCCGUUGAACCAGACACUGCAUAGAGCCCGUUUAUUUAGACAAGGGUGGCCCUCAGAGACAGCA